ACUGUCAACAGACAAUCCCAAAAUAUCGACGCGGAUGAUGAGCGCUUCCAGAAGAUCAUCAAUACUCGUAGUAUCACUCAUGAGAACCCAAAAUGCAAUCUCUCCACAGUCCUGGAUAGAUCCACCGGCUCAACGGAGCAGACGUAUGCGGAACCUGAAGCUGAACCAUCCCUACACAUACAUAACGUCCGAGACGGAUCCAUUCCAGCCCUCUGUCCAGCAGUAUCGGCUAAAGACAGUAUUAGCAGAUCCAUGUACCUGGAUUUCGAGAAGGAUGAAUCUGGAAAAUACAGACCACAUGACAGCACACGACCUAUGGAUGAUAGGGAGUAUCAGUACAAAGACCCACCCUACAUUCACACUACAUAUUGGAGCAAGAAUCAAGAUGGUUCCAUUCGCAGCAGAGAAAACACACUUCUUGAAAUCAGAUCGAAGUCACUUCUUGAUCUGAUGACAAGCGUCAUGUGGAACAUGAUAGAGCAUGAGAGAGCUUCAAUAUGGAAGAAGCUUCCUGUCGUGGUGCAAACAACCAACAAACUACUACUACAUUGCUUCGAAGACCUCGAUCAAGUCUCUAAAGCACGUGAAAACCGGGAUCAAGCAGCUCGACAGGUCCUGCGACAACUCUUGAACGAUGUCCAGUACAUUGAGUCGGAUUUCGUUCGAGCACAAGACUCUCUGAGAAACGAGCAAGCAUUACGAUACGACGACGUUUGGUUCCUCUUCAAACCUGGAUCAUACAUAGUAGGCUGGCCGUUCGAGGAGAGCCCGCAAAUCUUUGUGGUCCACAGGCAUAAUUUCCGGGAUGAUACCUUCACUGUCGUAUGCUGGGCCUAUGGCUGGGACGGCAAUGAUUUGGUACGACUCUACUACGAGUUUACAAUUCGAAGCUACCAAGGUGUUAAAUCGGUCACCGAUCUUCCUUGCUAUCCUGUGGAGUUGUUUUCGGACCCAGAGAAACUGCGAGAACAAUUGAUUGAGAGAGGGAAGGAGUUCUGGAGGUACUGCAGUGUUACACAACCGAUGCCACUGUACCAGUCUUCCAGUUUUUUUUCUAUCCCUGCCAAUCUCUUCGACGAUGUCCACAGGGAUCUCUCUGGAAGGUUCACUUUGGAAUUUAGCAAGCAGCCCAUGGAGAUAUACACAAGCAGGGACCGUCCUCACGAGAUCAUCAUUGAUGCUGCAAUGUGUAGACGAUAUUCUCCGAGUUCUUAUCACCGUCUUGGGAUGAUGAGAUCCAUGCCUGUCAAGCCAUGCGACUGCGCAUUAUGUGGUCUGCAUGAAUUGCGCAUACCUUUCGAAGAGUCAUUCAAAACGGGCAAUUUGGAUGUUGGCAAACAUAUCAACGUCUACGCUCUCCUCCCUCCCCGACUACACGGAUACCUCAUCAGCCGCAAAGAAUGGGGUCAGGUUCUCAUUGGUACAGUCACUCGGUAUCAAGAAGAGCAUCCUGGUGCCGCCUGGAAUAAUCUUUCUCUUACGAAGCAGGACAAAGUCAACAUAAACGCAAUGGUGUCUGCUUACUUCAAACGUGAGGCCAAUGAAAACAGCCGUGCUGCAAACAUUCAGGAUCCUACACCAGGUAAAGGAGAGGGUUUAGUCAUAUUACUACAUGGGGUUCCAGGAGUCGGAAAAACAAUGACUGCAGAAACCCUGGCAAGAUCUUUACAACGUCGAAUGUUACGAAUUGAUGCGUCCGAUUUCGAACACAACAACGCAGGUCAGGUCAGUGAAGUCUUCAAGCGCUACUUCCAUAUGGCAUCUUCAUGGGGUGCAUUGUUACUUCUGGAUGAGGCAGAUGUGUUCCUACAGGUUCGCAAGCGUGCAGAACUCGCACAGAACGCACUCGUAUCCGUUCUCCUGAGAGAGUUAGAGUACUUUCGUGGGGUGCUGAUCAUGACUACAAAUCGUAUCGUUUCAGUAGAUUACGCCGUGCAAUCCCGCAUUCAUUACGCAGUGCGAUUUCGCGAGCUUCGCGAAGAUGCGGUUGUGCAGAUAUGGGAAAACUUUCGCGAACAGCUGAAUGACGCGAACUGCACCGAGGAAGAGCGUGCGAGUAUUGACGAAUGGUUUAAAUACUCUAAAACCACGUUGAUAAACGCGAAGUUCACAGGAAGGGACAUUCGAAAUGUGUUCAUGUGCGCUCAGUUGCUUGGAUAUCCUAUGGUAACGCGAGAAAACCUUAUGAGAGCAGUGGAAUCAACCACUUCCUUCCGCUCGGACUUGGACAAGACGAACUCAAGAAUUGCAAAUCAGAACACUAUCACUGACGAAUGAUCGGUUGUGGGUACAUUGGCUAGGUCAGAGCUGUUCAAAUUGUGUCGGGGAGCGUGAAGAGUACGCAUGUGCGGAAAUAUUGAAGGAUUGAACUGAGGUUGUAUUGGGUGAAGCUAAGGACAGUAUAUAUAGGUGAGUAGCUGUAAACAACGCUAGUGUGACGUGGCAGUCACUCUCAUGGCACGUGAUGUACAACAGGCAGGAGCAUCCUAAACCGUGACAAAUUGCGUAUGUACGUAUGUCGCUGUAGAAGAACUUUGUAAAUCUUCUGAUAAACUCUGGUUCAAAUGCUAGGUU
Molecule: messenger RNA, 2574 nt
Organism: Macroventuria anomochaeta
Lineage: Eukaryota; Fungi; Ascomycota; Dothideomycetes; Pleosporales; Didymellaceae
Product: P-loop containing nucleoside triphosphate hydrolase protein
Exons: 4
Coding region: 253-2277 (674 amino acids)
Molecular function (GO): ATP binding; ATP hydrolysis activity
Source: RefSeq, a predicted model, not a curated record